AUGUCUCUUCCCGAGGAUUUGUCCGACUCGGACAACGAGAGCGUGGCAUCAACACCUCUGAUGAAGACGAGCACUGUGAAGAAGGAGGUGGCUGCGCCAGAGGCACUUGUGGUGGAGACCGAGCCCAAUGAGCCUGCGGAAGAACCAUCACCAUGUGCCACCGACACCAAGAGCCUGGCGACUUUGAAAGAUCUGGAGGCAGAGCCUGCGAGCGCCUUCGGCACCGAACGGACCUUGUCCACCGGGGAGAUUAGCUCUGCCUCCUCGGAACCCGAGGGUGAAAUGUCCGUGACUGCAACGGGCGGCCCUGUCUAUGACCUCGCGUUCCUCCUGAAGUGCCGAAUGCCCACAGAAGCUCCAGCCAUGUGGUAUCGCACCAUGGAAGUGGAGGAGAAGAUCGAGAAGCCGAAGACGCCUGAGUUGAAGCCAACUCCUUCCAAGGAGAUCCGAAGGAAACCUAAAGCCAAGUUGGAAGUCUCUGAAAACUCUUGGGGAGCACAGCAGAGGCGCUUGAAGAGUGAGGCCAAAGACUCCAAAGAGCAGGUUUCCAGGACCAUCAAAUCCAUCUUGAACAAACUUACCCUGGAGAAGUUCGCCAGUCUGUCUCAGCAACUUCUCGAAUGUGGAAUCUUCUCCUCAGAGCACUUGGUGGUUCUCAUCCACGAGGUCUUUGAGAAGGCGACCACCCAGCAUCAUUUCAUCGACAUGUACGCGGAUCUCUGCGUGCUGUUGCACGAACACUUCACGGCCAAACCGUUGGAUAAGACGUUGACCUUCAAACGUCUGUUGCUGGAUGAAUGCCAAUCCUCCUUCGAGCGUCUCCUUGCGCCGCCUGCCAAUCUCGAUGAGCUUUCGGCCGAGGAGCGCACUGUCGCGGAAGUGAGCUACAAGACGCACAUGUUGGGCAACAUCAAGUUGGUGGGUGGCCUGUUGGCCCGAGGGAUGUUGGCUGCCAAGGUGGGCAUUGCCAUUUUGGAGGAGCUUUUGUCGAAUCCGACACCUGAGGCCUUGGAAUCCGUAGCCGCGCUGCUCACCGCCAUGGGCUCCAGUGCGGAUCGCCCCGACUGGCCGCAGAAGAAAGCCUUGAAUUUGAUCUUUGAUCAACUGGCUGCGAUCGUGAAGAGCAAAAGCUGCCAGACCCGCGAGCGCUGCUUGCUGAAGGAUUUGCUUGACUUGCGUCACAACGGAUGGGUGGACAAGCGCCCGAAGAAGUUGGAGAGAGCCAUGACACUCGCUCAGGUGGCGGAAGGUCCCGGACGCAGCGGUCCGGCGACACCCAAGAUGGUGCGCAGAGUGACCACUUUCGAUCAGGAGAAGUUCCGCCAGGCGCUGCGUUCGCUGCUGAAGCAGCUGGACAGCGAGGAUUUGGCGGGUGCCAUGGAGCGCCUGAGAGCCAUCGGGACGCCACCGGCCUCCAAACAAGCCAUGGAACUGGCGGAGUUCCUGAGCCAAGUGGUCCAGGAGGCCGCUUCAAAGCGUGACGCUGGCUUCAAAGCUUUCUUGAAGGUUGCAGGUGAGUGGCAUUCGGAGGCGUUGGCUCAGGGCGUGAAGAUCUUCGUGACCGAGAUGGCUGCGGAUCUGGCCCUGGACGUGCCCAAUCUCUCCCAGAUCCUGGAGGAAUUCUACAAGAUCCUGGUUGCUGCUGGUAUCUCUUCCGCUGCCGAGCAGGCUGUGAAAGGAUUUCAGGCAAACUAGAUACGCGCUAUCGCCGCGCGACUUAUCGCCGUAGCAUCUGGGGGCGUGCAUCUCCGCACCAGUGCUACGGAGGCUGUCAGUCCAGUUGGGACUGUCCCCUUAUAUCCUGGAGAGCGGCUUCCGCAGAAAGGCAGUGCAGUCACUGUCCAAUUGCUCGGGCGGUGAACCACGAACUGGCUGAAAUGGAAUCAUUACCUUCUGUCUACAACAUGGUCCAUUGCUCGGAACUCAUCAUCCG
Molecule: messenger RNA, 1933 nt
Organism: Cladocopium goreaui
Lineage: Eukaryota; Dinophyceae; Suessiales; Symbiodiniaceae
Source: the annotation of a GenBank genome assembly